Molecule: messenger RNA, 2999 nt
Organism: Raphanus sativus (radish)
Lineage: Eukaryota; Viridiplantae; Streptophyta; Magnoliopsida; Brassicales; Brassicaceae
Product: nardilysin-like
Exons: 18
Coding region: 121-2916 (931 amino acids)
Biological process (GO): proteolysis
Cellular component (GO): cytosol
Molecular function (GO): metal ion binding; metalloendopeptidase activity
Source: RefSeq, a predicted model, not a curated record
CAGAAACCCUAAACUGUCGACAGGAUAAGAUAUAGCUAUUUUGUUUCGUUCCCUAAACUUUGGACAAAAUCGGAGGAAUUAAGAUACAGCUAUUUACUAUUUUGUUUCUUCUUCUAUGAAAUGGAAGAAAGUGAUGAGAUAAUACAUCAUCCUCUUGGAAAUCUAGAGUAUAGAGCAAUAGAGCUGGAGAAUGGGUUAACUGCUUUGCUCAUUAGUGAAAACAACUUGGGUGAAGGGGAAUCUUAUGCAUCUGCAUCAAUGGUAGUCAGAAUCGGGUCCUUCCAUGAUCCUCCAGAUAUUCCUGGCCUCUCACAUUUCCUGGAACACAUGCUCUUCAUGGGCUCUGAGAAGUACCCAGGCCAUAGCGAUUUUCUUAAUUUCUUGAGCGAGCAUGGAGGCUCAUCAAAUGCGCAAACAUUCAUGGAGCACACUAAAUUCUAUUUCCAAGUUCAGGCAGAGUUUCUUGAAGGUGCUCUGGAUAGAUUUUCACAGUUUUUUAGUGCACCUCUCCUUGAAGCAGAUUGUAUGAAACGUGAGAUAUCUGCAGUUGACUCAGAAUUUCAGUUACGCAAGGAAGAUGAUUAUCUCCGACUUGAAGAACUCAGGGCCUAUACAUCCAAGAAAGGGCACUUGUUUAACAGAUUCACUUGUGGUAACAAAGAAUCUCUCAACAAGGAAGAUCUCCGGGAACGUGCUAUAGAAUUAUACAAUGAAUGUUAUACUGGUGGGGCAAUGAAGCUUUGUGUUAUAGGAGCAGACAGUCUCAGUGUACUCGAACGAUGGGUGAGGACAUUUUUUGGUGAUGUUAAGAAAGGACACCCAAAAAAUAUACCUUCAUUCAACCCCAGAGACCGUGUAUGGGACACUUCAGUAUCGUACGGGAUGAAAGUUGCUGGAGAUGGACACAUUCUUGAGCUCUCAUGGAUUCUACCCCCUCUAUCCAAAAACACUUAUUUGGAAAGGCCAGAACAAUAUCUAGUCCAAUUAUUAGCUCAGCAGGGUAAAGGAAGCUUGUCUUACUUCUUCAAGGACAAUGGAUGGACAAAUUUUUUACAAGUCAAAGAGAGUUUUGAAGGAUGGUUUUGCACAUCCAUAGGCCGUAUGAUUAUCAUCUCUAUGGAUCUCACUCUUUCGGGCUUAGAAAAGAGAUAUCAACUCAUUCGUUAUGUAUAUGAGUAUCUCAAAUUGAUACAAGAUAAGAAACCACAACGAUGGGUCAUGGAAGAAUACUGGAAGAUUAAGCAAAUGGAUUAUGAUUCUCUUGAGAUGGAUUUAAAUCAACUGGAAUUUGCUAAACUUCUCUCAGGUAACAUGUUGCAUUAUCCAUUGACGCAUGUUAUAUCUGCGGACUAUUCCAGCAAUUGGAACUCCGAAGCAAUUCUGGAAUUGUUGGAAUAUUUUACUCCAGAACGAAUGAGGAUUGAUUUUGCUUCGAAAUCAGUCGAUGGAAAAGAUCUCAAAACUGAACCAUGGUGCAACUCAGUCUACUUGGAAGAACAAAUACCACUUGAUUGUAUAGAGGCAUGGAGGAAAACCUCUCGAGUAGAUGCUUCCCUAUUUUUCCCAUCUGAGAAUAAGUUCAUUCCAACUGCCUUCAAGGUAAGAGAACAUGAAGAGGAGGACCUUCAUCCCAGAUGCAUCCUGCAAACGCCAAAAAUAAGGCUCUGGCACCAGUGUGAGGAAUCGUCAUCAACAUAUGCAUACUUCCGUGUCUAUCUCAAGGAUGGAUAUAGCAGUCUGGAGAAUCAUGCGAUGGCUGGUCUAUUUACAGAACUUCUUAAUGAUGAACUAAACGAAAUAUUAGACCAGAGCGAUGAAGCUAAACUUUGCUCUUCAAUAUCACUACGUGGUGACCAACUGUUUUUGGAAGUCUUUGGCUAUAGAGAGAAGCUGAAUCUCUUGCUAUCGGAAAUUUGGACGAGAGUCAUGGGUUUCUCACCAACAGCUAAACGCUUUGAGAUUAUAAAAGAGAAAACAAUGAAAGAUCUGAAGAAAAUGUCACUUGAGGAAGGAUCUGACCGUAUGAUGCUCCAAAUACUAUGUAAAAAGUUCUAUGGCAUAAAUAAGAAGUUGCAGGUGCUGAAGGAAAUUUCUUUUCCUGACCUUGAAAUAUUCAUUUCUCAUAUGCGUUCCCAGAUAUUCAUCGAAGGUCUAUGCUAUGGUGAUGUGUUAGAGACUGAAGCAUUGGAAAUUUCGGAAAUAUUCAAAACUCCACAGCAAGUAAAGCCACUCCCAAACAAACUUAGACACAAAAUGCGCAUGCGCAGACUGCCUCGUCGGGCCAAGCUUAUAAAUGUCAAGGUGUCUGACAGUAAUAAUUUGCUGAAGAUUUACUUCCAAAUCGGUAAAAAAAUGAGGAUGAAAGCAAUGGUAGAUCUGUUUAAUGGUAUCAUAAAGGAGAUGAUAUUCAGUCAACUAAGGAAUAAGGAGCAGCUUGGUUAUAUUGUUGAUUGCUCACCUCACUUGAUGGGUGGAGUUAACGGUUUCAGUAUAUAUGUUAUAUCUGCAAAUCGUGAUCCUAUUUAUCUUUUCAAGCAAGUACGUCGUUUCGUAUACACCAUUAAAGAUCGGCUGGAAGAUGUUCCUGACGGAACUUUCCAAGAUUACAAAAGAGGGGUGAUUUUGAGUUUGGAAGAUGGCAUAGAUGCUCAAUGGAAAGAUAUUGUUAGCAAACGCUACACAUUCGAUUCCUACUCGAGAGAAACUGCGGAAAUAGAAACGAUCCAGAAGGAAGAUCUUAUCAAGUGGUACAGCAAGUAUUUUAGAGUAUCAUCGCCUAGUUGCCGUCGGCUUGCUCUAUGCCUUUGGGGAUGUGACACGGACAUGAAGAGGAAUAGUCAAAGGUGCGCGAGUCGCAAGAUUUUUAGACUGAAGAGACGUUUGAAGCGUUUGACCAAACGUAAAUCCACCACCUAAAACCUCUCGUGCAAGAAACUUCAUCAACUUGCAAUGCUUUAUGACUUGAACUUUUUUUUAUAUGUGAUGAGAUAUUUUGAGAA